This is a messenger RNA of Racocetra persica, 972 nucleotides long. The record is from the annotation of a GenBank genome assembly. Lineage: Eukaryota; Fungi; Glomeromycota; Glomeromycetes; Diversisporales; Gigasporaceae.
AUGGCUUUAUAUAAUUUUAAACGGAUCCAGCCGAUUCCUACGGCAAAUGAUUUUUUGGAUAUCGUGCUCUCAAAGACACAGAGAAAGACACCAACUGUAAUUCACAAGAAUUAUAAAAUUGGUCGAAUAAGGCAAUUUUAUAUGCGCAAAGUCAAAUUUACUCAAGACAGUUUCGAUGAAAGAUUGAAUGCCAUUCUUGAGGAAUUCCCGAAACUUGACGACAUUCAUCCAUUCUAUUCAGAUUUAAUGAAUGUAUUGUAUGAUAAAGAUCAUUACAAAUUAGCCUUAGGUCAAAUUAAUAUUGCGCGUCAUCUUAUUGAUCAAGUUGCCAAAGAAUAUGUCCGUCUAUUAAAAUUUGGUGAUUCAUUGUAUCGCUGCAAGCAAUUGAAAAAAGCAGCUCUUGGAAGAAUGGCUACCAUUAUGAAACGCCAAAAAGAUAGCCUAUCAUAUCUGGAACAAGUUCGGCAACACUUGGCUCGGUUACCUUCAAUAGAUCCAAAUACUCGUACAUUAUUAAUUUGUGGAUAUCCAAAUGUUGGUAAAUCUAGUUUCAUGAAUAAGGUUACUAGAGCAGAUGUUGAUGUGCAACCUUAUGCUUUCACUACAAAAUCGUUGUUUGUUGGGCAUAUGGAUUACAAAUAUCUUAGAUGGCAGGUAAUCGAUACUCCCGGCAUAUUAGAUCGUUCGCUUGAACAGAUGAACACCAUUGAAAUGCAAUCUGUCACAGCCUUGGCGCAUCUUCGCGCAUGUAUCAUGUUUUUUAUGGACCUCUCAGAACAAUGCGGAUAUAGUGUUGCAGAACAGAUAACACUAUACCAAAAUGUCAAACCACUUUUUGUCAAUAAACCAACAUUUAUUGUCAUAAAUAAAAUUGAUGUCACGAGACCAGAAGAUAUACCUGCUGAAGAACAAGCAAUGCUAAAAGAAAUUAGCGAAAAGGAUGAUGUUCAGAUAGUUCAGCGAACGAUCUAA